AUGUUGAGCACUUGGAUCACCGACGCUGAAAACAUCCGCAAUGCCGCCGAGGAUAAGGCCAAGGAAGCCGACGACAAGUUGAAGGUUAAUGAGACUCUAGAUGAGAAUGUUAAAAAGAUUGUGGAGGCUAAUAAGGCAAUUGAGAAAGUGCAUGGUGGCCUGAAUAGUGUCGAUAAAAGUUUGGGAGAGUGGAAAAUCAAGGCACACGAAGUGCUUGACGGGGCGAUAAGCCACGCGACGGAAGUUCAUGAUUCAUUAAAUCCGGAUGAGAAAAGUAAGGAUGGCAUUGGCAAAAGUAUUGAAGUAAUUAAUACAUCAAGCGAGUCAAUUAAAAAGGCAAAUAUAACUCUUGGUGCCGAGGUUGGGAAUUUGCAGAGUUGGAGGACUGCGGCCGGGAGUGUUAUUGACAAGGCUAACGGGAAGUGUGAGGAGAUACUUAAGAAAGUUAAAACAGACGGUGACGGCAAGAUUUUUACAGAAGCUGAAAAGUUAAAAACUGAGGGUACAAGACUUUUGAAGGCUGCGAGUGAGGCUAAGCAGGCUGUUGAGGCUCAAGUAAAAUCGGCGUUGGAGGCUGUUGUGAAAAUGGACACAGAUCUCAAGAGGGAUUUAAGGAGUGUGAAAGAGAUGAUUAAGGAUGGGAUUGGAGAUGUGAUUGAGACGUUGAGAGUUAAUGAGUUGGAUACUUUGGUGAAGGUUGAUUUGGGGGCGUUGAAGAGAAAGAUUGAGAAGCUUAAAAGUGAUGUCGAUGCGAGUAAGGCGGAUAAUGGUAAAAUUGUUAGUAACAUUUUGCAUGAUCUUGAAGAGGCGAAGAAGCCGCUAAGUAAGCUUACUGAUGACGCUGAUGCUAAUUCAAUCGUGUCUCUGACUGCGGGACUUGAAGGUAAGUUUAAGGAGCAGAUCCAAGAGCCGCUUGGCAAGGCGGUCGGUGAAGUUAACCAGGCGAUUGACAGCCUUUACAAACAGUUUGAUCAAGACGGCAGACAAACACAGAGUGAGAAUAAGGUUGAAAAUAUUUUUAAUAAGAUUAAGGGAAAAGUCAACAAAAUUCUUCACGGUGAACCAGCAGGAAGAGGCCUGCAAGGCAUCGAAAAAGGUUUGAUUCACAGCUAUGCCAACGGGUUCAAGAAUUUUAAUAGUAUUGUGACAGGCUGGAUGGAAGGGACUUUGGGGAAGGGUGAUGACAAGCCGCCAAAAACAUGGCUUCCGAAGUAUGUUGAGGAGAGGAAUAGUAAAGAUAGGGGCAUCAGUGAAGCGGAUCGUCGGCGUGAUGAGAUUUUAAAAGUCCGCGAUGGAAUUAAGACGGCGAUUGGGAGUACGUUUGAAGACGCGAUUGAACAGGCCGGCAAAUUGGUUAAAAACGAUAACAAAAUCCAAACAACCAUUGCAUCUGUCAAGCAAGCCUGUCUGCAUUUUGUCAAUAUGCUUGAUAACACACUUAGGGAUGAGGGAAUUGGCACGCUUUCUCAGCAGAUUUUCCAGAAUAGUCCUGAAGGUAGCGGUGCUGCUAGUCUCAACCUGCAUCUGAAAUACGCAGUCGAAGCCACGCUUCUUGGUCUCUCCGCUACUGCCAGCCAGGUGGCCAAUGAAAUUGAGUCCAUCCUUCUCCUAGAGGACAGGGUGGGCGGCAAGGGUAGCGGAAUGAACAUCGCAAAGGCGUUGGAUGAAGCUGUAGAGGAGACUAAUAAACUUCACGGUCAGCUUAAUCAGGCAACUAAUUCCACUGGCCAAGGCACCUCUGGCCAAAAUGAAAGCCCCGCCCAAGCCGUUGACAACAAGUUGCAGGCGGUGAGUAGGCAGGUUACUAACCUUGAAAAAACCUUUAAAGACAACGUCAAAUGGCCACUUGCCGAAGCGGUUCAGGGCCUUGAACCCGCAGUCAACAAGUUCCAUAGUGAUGCCGAAGCACAGAUCAGGCAAGCCGCCACGACGGCGAUUAACAAGGCGGCUGAGCAGAUUAAGGAGGUGGGUGGUGAAAUAAAGCUUGGUAAGGAACACAAUCUAAUGGAGCAGUUCCACGGUCAGUUCUCUAAGAUAACUGAGAAAGAAACUGGUCUCGAAUCACAACUUAAGAAGCAAGUUGAUACGCACAUUGGGGAGGAUGAUCAGUCAGGUGGUAAAAUUAAUAUUAAAGAUACAUUUCACAGUUACAAUUCUCACGUUAAACAAGAUUCAGAUGGCCUUAAGAUCGGAACCCUAAAAGGCCAGUCAUCCGAAGGCCAACUUCCAGAGGCGAUCGGGAAGAUUAGAGAUGAGGGUCUGGCAUCGCUUAACAUAAUCGAUGCCAGUAGCGGUAGUGAACAUAUUAAUCAAGGAACCUUCACCGAGCCGUUCAACACAAUUCAGAAAGAGCUUAAAGCGAUCAAGGAAUUGGUUGAUGGUAAGGAUGGGACGAUGUUAUUUGAUUAUACUGACGCAUCUCAUAAAGGCUUUAAAACAUUGCUUGAAGACAUUAAAAAGAUGCUCACUGACGAAGAAGCUGGCAACUUGUACGGCCUUAAUAAAGGCUUCGAGGCAAUCAAAACGGCGAUUGACACUGUGCAAACAGGGACGUUUAAGCAACGACCCACUGAAAUUGGCGAAGCCAUCCAAGCAAUUAAGGGGGAGCUUGAAGAGCUUAGAGGGAAGUUGAAUAAACAAGCUACCACCAAGUGGCGGCACUUGAAAGACGUCGGACUCAGCGAUACGAAUAAUAACUCAGGCCUCGACAAGAUCAAGAAUGAACUUGAAACGCUUAAAAACGAAUGUUCAAAAGGUUACCGAGAAUUUCAUUUAUCCGUGUAA
Messenger RNA from Babesia ovata, 2784 nucleotides. RefSeq names its product Extracellular matrix-binding ebh, putative. The transcript is spliced from 2 exons. The record is from RefSeq and is a predicted model, not a curated record. The coding region runs from base 1 to 2784 and encodes 927 amino acids. NCBI's taxonomy places the organism in Eukaryota, Apicomplexa, Aconoidasida, Piroplasmida, Babesiidae.